GUUGAUUCAAUGUCCUCUGCGGUUAAGUUGGAAUCCGUUAUCUGUCAGAAUGGUGAGGAGCCAGAUUAUACAUCUGUAAAUGGGAAGGUGGCAUUUGCCAAAAGAUUAAAUGUAGUGCGCAAAAUUCUUGAGGGAUUCCGUAGGCAAGGAGAUUGGUCGGCUAUCAAGACAUCAAUAGGUGCAGUUCGAAGAGUAGCUAGCAACAGGUAUUCCAAAAGUAAUCAGGCUGUGGAUACGGAAGAAAAAAGGGAACAUGGAUCUGGAAGAAAUUCUGGCCCCCUUUUGUCUGGAACUGCAUAUUGCCUUUCUUCUUGUUGCAUGAUCAUGCUGAACAAAAUUGUCCUUUCAAGUUAUUCGUUCAAUGCUGGGGUCUCAUUGAUGUUUUACCAGAAUCUUAUCAGUACUCUCAUAGUUGGUAUAUUGGGUUGCUCUGGAGCAGUGACAGUGGAGAAGCUCAAUUGGAAGCUAAUUAAAGUUUGGAUCCCGGUGAAUUUGAUCUUCAUUGGCAUGCUUGUUUCAAGCAUGUAUAGUUUGAAAUACAUAAAUAUUGCAAUGGUGACAAUUCUGAAGAAUGUGACAAAUAUUUUAACAGCAAUUGGAGAGCUGUAUAUUUUUGGGAAGCGGCAGAAUCAGAAAGUCUGGACUGCCAUGUUUGUUAUGAUUAUCUCUGCUGUAUCUGGAGGUAUAACAGACCUCUCAUUUGAUGCUACGGGGUAUGCUUGGCAAUCAGUUAAUUGUAUUCUCACUGCAAGCUACUCACUCACAUUGCGACGUGUCAUGGACAGAGCAAAGCAAUGUACAAAAUCUGGAUCUCUUAAUGAAGUCUCCAUGGUGUUACUGAACAAUGGGAUAUCUAUACCUUUUGCUAUCAUCUUGAUCUUCAUGUUCGAUGAAUGGCGUUACGUAAUUAAUGCGGAUGUAAUUAAGAUUCCAAUGUUUUGGGUUGCUGCGACAGCCAGUGGGCUGCUUGGACUAGCCAUUAGCUUCACAUCAAUGUGGUUUUUGAAACAAACUGGUCCAACCACCUACAGUCUUGUGGGUUCCUUAAACAAGAUUCCCAUUUCUAUUGCUGGCCUUUUGGUGUUCAAGGUUCCUCUCAGUAUCCCAAACUUAUUCAGCAUACUAUUCGGUCUACUUGCUGGAGUACUUUUCGCCAGGGCUAAGAUGUCUUGACGCUACGCUGUCAUGCCUGUGUAUCAAUAAAACACCAAGUUUCCCUAUAUACAAGUCAUUGAAGCCCAAAGGAAGAUUUCAUAUUAACUACUUAUUAUAUAUUUGGUUUGUUCAGAUGCUCAUUCACGUGAAAUGAAGCAUCUAUCAAUUUUGGUUUUUGUGAGCAGUAAUUAUUCAAUUCAGUCAUCUGAACCAUCUUUUUCUGGAAUAUAGAUCAAAUACUUCAACUGUAGAAAAGGU
Messenger RNA from Solanum stenotomum, 1413 nucleotides. RefSeq names its product GDP-mannose transporter GONST2-like. Gene Ontology annotation, cellular component: Golgi apparatus. Gene Ontology annotation, molecular function: antiporter activity; GDP-mannose transmembrane transporter activity. The coding region runs from base 10 to 1173 and encodes 387 amino acids. The transcript is spliced from 9 exons. The record is from RefSeq and is a predicted model, not a curated record. NCBI's taxonomy places the organism in Eukaryota, Viridiplantae, Streptophyta, Magnoliopsida, Solanales, Solanaceae.